UAUUUUUACGCCUUUUAUUUUCCUUCAGUUUGGCGUCUCGUACUCCCCAAAACCCCAACAAUGGCUGCAACUCCCCCACCUGUUCAAAAUCGAUCCCAACAUCUCCCGCAAGUCAUAGUCCUGAAACCACCACCUAGUUUCAAAUUUUUCGGGGACACUUUCUCGAAAAAGUUUGAGCUUCUCAAAGCAUGGGAGUCCACGCUCCCUCUCGAUCAAUUCUUGGCUGCCCGUGCACAGUCAGUCCAGGCCAUGCUAUGCUCCGGCACCGGCCCUCGCAUAGCCCCCGAAAUCUUACGGCUUCUGCCUUCGCUCAGGCUCGUCGUUACCACCAGCGCCGGCCUCAACCACAUCGAUCUGAGCGAGUGCCGGCGCCUUGGAAUCGCUGUAGCCAAUGCUGGAGAAGUGUUCUCUGAGGAUGUUGCGGACAUGGCGGUGGGGCUGUUGAUUGAUUUACUGAGAAAGGUUUCGGCCGCUGAUCGGUAUGUGAGACAAGGGCUCUGGGUAUCUAAGGGAGAUUACCCACUUGGGUCUAAGUUAGGAGGCAAGCAAAUUGGGAUUGUUGGAUUGGGAAGCAUUGGCUUCCUCGUAGCCAAAAGGCUUGAGGCCUUUGGUUGCAGCAUCUUAUACAACUCGAGGAAGAAGAAGGACUUUGUGUCGUACCCUUUCUAUACAAAUAUCUGUGAACUUGCGGCUAAAAGCGAUGUUUUAAUUAUAUGUUGUGGAUUGAAUGAACAAACUCAGCACAUGAUCAAUAGGGAAGUUUUACUGGCAUUGGGGAAGGAAGGAGUCAUCAUCAAUAUCGGACGAGGGGCUAUUAUCGAUGAGAAGGAACUGGUACAGUGUUUGGUGCAAGGAGAGAUUGGAGGCGCUGGUUUGGAUGUGUUCGAGAAUGAGCCUAGUGUUCCCAAAGAGCUCUUUGAUUUGGAUAAUGUCGUGUUGUCGCCGCAUUUGGCUGUAUUUACACCCGAAUCUUUCAAGGCUUUGUGUGACUUGUUGAUCGGGAAUUUGGAAGCUUUCUUUUCAGACAAACCCUUGCUCUCUCCAGUCAUGUUUGAAUGAGUUAUGGUUUUAUUUGCAGAAUAUAAGGAUUGGUGUAGUCAAGAAGUCAAUGUUAUGAAGAUGAUGAGCUACUUUGCUCCUAGCCUCCUAUGAUUAUGAGAAUGGGGCACUACUUCUGGCCAUGUAUAAUAUAUACGGGCAGUUAUCGUUCUAUGGACCGCUAAUUGAUUCGAUGUUAUAAAUUUAUAAGAUUGAUUGUUUCAAACGAGGCAUUAAUAGCUUGACGCGAUCGCGAUUUGUGGCAGAUAAUUGAAACACCGAAUUACUGAUCA
Molecule: messenger RNA, 1331 nt
Organism: Carya illinoinensis
Lineage: Eukaryota; Viridiplantae; Streptophyta; Magnoliopsida; Fagales; Juglandaceae
Product: glyoxylate/hydroxypyruvate reductase HPR3-like
Exons: 3
Coding region: 61-1059 (332 amino acids)
Cellular component (GO): cytosol
Molecular function (GO): NAD binding; glyoxylate reductase (NADPH) activity; hydroxypyruvate reductase [NAD(P)H] activity
Source: RefSeq, a predicted model, not a curated record